Messenger RNA from Saccostrea echinata, 431 nucleotides. RefSeq lists its product as uncharacterized. Bases 46 to 408 code for a protein of 120 amino acids. The record is from RefSeq and is a predicted model, not a curated record. The transcript is spliced from 4 exons. Lineage: Eukaryota; Metazoa; Mollusca; Bivalvia; Ostreida; Ostreidae.
AUUUUUUUCACAUGUGGAAAGGUGUUAAGAUAUCCGCCUGAAAUCAUGAAUUACCUAACAAGUUGUUUUACACUUGGUGUUGUUUUCCUUUACUUACAGUUCCUUGGAGUUUCUUCACAGACCUGUUCUGAUUCUACAACAGCUGUAGGAAGAUGCCAAACCAACUUCACGACCUCAAUAAGUACAGACUCCUCCAAAGAUAACGUAUGCAGUGCUUCAAAAACGUUCCUUUCCUGUCUGGACCAAGUCAUGGAAAACUGCAAUUUGACCGAGGGAAGCCAAAUCAUAGCAAACGCUACACUAACUCUGGAUAAGUAUUCAUGUGGAGGCUGUGGCACGAUAAUCGGCAGUUUUCCACUACUGAUAUUUGGAAUUAUUAUGUACAUUUUCCUACAGAAUUUUGAAUAAAAUACGUUUCGAAACUUCGUUCA